Acinonyx jubatus (cheetah) is the source of this 22406-nucleotide messenger RNA. RefSeq names its product methyltransferase like 25 (gene METTL25). Bases 1 to 1944 code for a protein of 647 amino acids. The record is from RefSeq and is a predicted model, not a curated record. The transcript is spliced from 15 exons. NCBI's taxonomy places the organism in Eukaryota, Metazoa, Chordata, Mammalia, Carnivora, Felidae.
AUGAGACAAAAGCAAUCAAUCACCCAACUAGAGUCCAGAUCGGAGACGUAUUCAUACGGUCUGAGUUACUUGCGACCGAGAGCCCUCGCCUUGCGGCUACGUUUGCGCCACCUACAGCCCGGGAGGGUGAGCGUCAUGGCGGCUUCUUUUCCGCUCCCAGUGACCCAGGACCUGUCCACGUUGCGUGCCAAGUUGCAGGGACUGCUGCAGUUCCUGAGAGAAGCCCUGUCCAUUUCCAGUGCACAUACGGUGGACUUCUACACUGAGUCCGUGUGGAAGCAACUGGUCGACUUGCCCCCGGAGACCGUGCUGGGGGUGCUGAGGCGGUCAGCGGCCGAGGCGGAGGCUCGGUCCCCCGAGGCACGCCUCCUGGUGGAAGCCGAGAUGGGAUCAGGUAUUGCCAAUUUUCCCCAAAUAUUUUGUGAAACUUCCCAGAAGCUAGUGAGUGUGGAAGCCUUUGCUUUGGCUGUGAGAUAUUAUUCUGUACAAAACUUGGGAAUAUGUACUCCUUUUGAACAGUUGCUUACAGCCCUUCGAGGAAAUCAAAAACAGAGAACUGGUGAAAAUGUGAAACCAGAUGAGUUUAUGAAUUUGAAAAAGUCUCAUGAAGUUCAGGUUAUGUCAGAGCUGAUCAGCAGUAUUGCUGAUUACUGUGGAAUAAAGCAGGUAAUUGACCUGGGUUCUGGAAAAGGCUACCUAAGCUCUUUUUUGUCCUUGAAGUAUGGCUUAAAAGUUUAUGGAAUUGAUUCCUCAAAUACCAAUACUCAUGGAGCUAAGGAGAGAAACAGGAAAUUGAAGAAACAUUGGAAAGUCUAUCAUACUCGGUCAAAAUUAGAUGGCAAUGGACUGGCAUUAAAAAUGGCAAAAGAAAGGAAAGUGCAAGAUGAAAUUAAAUAUAAAGUAGAUAUUGAGGGAAUAUGUAACAACAGUCCUGCAAAUCAAGGAAAGAUGUCUACCUCGGAUUUUUUGCCAGAUUUUUCGGAUUCUGUAAUUUCUAACAUUAGAACACAAAUGGAAAACCUACAUGUGUAUUCACAUCGAGAAGAAAAUUUGUGUUUUGAAAAUGCCUUUUCUCUCAUAGACCUUUUGCCUAUUAAUGCUGUAGAACCUACUUCAUUGCAAACAUCUAAGAGAAAUAUGUCUGAAGCAAAUAAAGAGAGAAGAAAAAUGAUAUCAAAGUCAAAUGAAUCAAAUAUAUACUCACCUUUAACAUCUUUUAUCACUGCUGAUUCAGAACUGCAUGAUAUUAUUAAAGACCUGGAGGAUUGUUUGAUGGUAGGCCUCCAUACUUGCGGUGAUCUUGCUCCAAAUACCCUGCGAAUAUUUACUUCCCAGCCUGAAAUCAAGGGAGUUUGCAGUGUGGGUUGUUGCUAUCACCUCUUAACUGAAGAAUUUGAAAACGUGCACAAAGAAAGCACCGAAGACAAGUGGGGAUUUCCAAUGUGCCAUUAUUUAAAGGAAGAGAGAUGGUGCUGUGGUCGUAAUGCCAGAAUGUCAGCAUGUUUGGCAUUGGAACGGGUUGCGGUUGGCCAAGGGCUGCCUACUGAAUCACUCUUCUAUCGAGCUGUCCUUCAGGAUAUUAUUAAAGAAUGUUAUGGCAUCACCCAAUGUGAUCGGCAUGUUGGUAAAAUUUAUUCCAAAUCCUCUUCCUUUCUGGACUAUGCCAGAAAGUCUCUAAAGAAGCUUGGGUUAGAUGAGUCCAAGCUGCCAGAAAAAGUUAUAAUGGACUACUACGAGAAGUACAAGCCUAGAAUGAAUGAGCUGGAAGCUUUUAAUAUGUUGAAAGUUGUUCUGGCUCCUUGUAUAGAGACACUAAUUCUUCUGGAUCGACUUUGCUAUCUGAAAGAGCAGGAAAAUAUUGCAUGGUCUGCACUUGUGAAGUUGUUUGAUCCUGUGAAAUCUCCCAGAUGUUAUGCUAUUAUUGCUCUGAAGAAGCAGCAAUGAUUUCAGUUGAAGCAAGGAAAGAGAACUGUUUAAGAAAUAAUCUGCCAUGUGAAAGAUGUGCUCUGGUAACCUGUGACCAGAAGGAACUGGAAGUCUCCAAACCUCCCCAGGUUUGUACUUGGCCAGUGAUGCUACUGGCUACAUGUAUGGGGAUUUAUUAGUUGAUGUAUUUAUCUCAAUGGAUCGCCUCAUUAAGUUUGCAGAUGUUCUGUCAAUGGAAGUCCUUUAAAAACAAAUUAUACUGUUUUUAUUAGAGUUUUCCAAUGCACAAUCCAGGAUAAGAGAGUUAACACAUUUCAGCACAGAACAAAGUAGCAUGUAUUUAAAUCUCAGGGGAGGAAAAGCCUUUAACUUGUUCUCAGACAGUUAUGAUUGAAUACGUUGAAUUUGAGAAAAAUGGAGAAAGUAUGCACCAAAUUCACCAUUUGGUCAGCAUGGGAUUUGGUGUGCAUCAGUUAAUCAUGUUGAACUAAUGCUCCACUUAGCUCAACUCUCAGGAAAGAAUCCAGUCUUCUAAUAACUGCUACAACUCCUUUAAGAAAAAGUCUCAAGGAUGGUUUUCCAUCAGGCAGAGCACACUCAAAUAAUGUGUUUCAAGGGAAAGAUAAAACAAUUCCAGAUACCAUUUGAUUAUAACAACAGACAUCUCUGGUGUUCUGGUGACUUCAGAAUAUUUCUGAUCUUAGUAGACAGUAUAGCUGCAGGUAAACCUCUGCGAAUAAAGGCAUGAGGAACAGACUUCAAAUCACAAAGAAAAAAUUAAAUACUCUAUUUCUACUUAAGCUAACUCAAAAGGACAGAACUAAGAAUAAAAAUGAAGGCAAAGAAGUGUUUACUUUUAAUGUAUAGAAUAAUGAAUAUCUUUCUAUGUAUGUACAAACAGUACCUUUAAAGGGUCCAAAAUUACAUUCACAUUACCUGCUUAUGCUAGGUUCCAGAAACCAUCCCUAAAGCACAGGUUGUACUGUACUGAAGAAUAAUAUUUAGAAGUUUUGAGGGUCAACAUCUAGAGGAUAAAACUGAAAGCUAUUGAAAGGUAAAUUAUUUUUUUGGUUAACUUUUCUCUCAUUAAUAGAAAAUACUGUUGUUUAUCUUUAAAAUAAAUAGAUUUGAAAUUCUUUUAAAAUAUGCUUCAUAUUUUAGAUCUUUAGUACAGUUGUAGUAUCAAUGUUUGUUAAUGAGAUUAUUGGUAAUGUGUUUUCAUUCUAAUAAAUUGGUUGCAGAUGUUUAGAGAAGAAAGGAUUUCGUUAAAAUUGCUGCCAUAAAUAGCAUAGUUCCUACCUUUAAGAUUAAUGAAACCAUAGUAAAUUCAACCUAGAUCUUCUUACCAUUCUUUUAUUAUGAAAAGUAAAACUAAGUCUCAGAGUUGUGUUUAGUUAGGUAAAUAAAAGUGUUACAGAGCCUCUGAGGGUCAUAGGUCAUAGUAGCCCAGUGGAGUUACAUCAUAUACACAUUUAUGUACUGAUUUUUAGAUUCUAACCUCUCCCCAAGAUGCAAAUGCAUAAGAAGGAUAGGAUAUCUGUUUGUUGGCCAAAUCAGAAGUGCCAUCUUUGAAAGACAGGAAAUAGAAGACCAAACAAAUAUCUAUAACUUUUCAAAGAGCAGAGGAUAUGUGUUUCUCAUCAAGUAAGACUUAGAAAAUCCAACUGAACUUUAUUGAACAUCUGUGAACUAACUGCUGGGUGCUUUCACACUUACUUCAAUCUUCAAAACAACAAACAACAAAAAAAUAGCAUGCAUUAGGGAUAUAGAUCCUUAGUAAUAGUGACAGUAGUAUAUACCCAAGGAGCAAGCAGUAAGCCUUAAUAAUUCACCCAUUCCUCAUUCACUGUAGGAAUUUAAUAUUAUCCUGAAAGCAUAAUGGUUUGAAUGCUCAAUAUCUGCUUAAAGACUACCCUUUUGUUCUUUUCUUUCAUCUACCUCUGUGGUCUCCAAAUUUUAGUGGGCCAAGGAAUUAAGGUAUAGUACUAUAUUCAAAACUACACAAAUAAAGCAAAAAAGAAAAAGAAAAAAGAAAGAUAAAGAAAAAAAAAUGUUGGUGUGUUUUCCAUAGAAAUGUGUUCUCAUAGGAAACACAUUAAAGAGAUCUUUCAGCUCACUGUUCACAGGUUUAAAAAAAAAUUCAAUAAUAAGAAUCCCAUUGACAUUCUAAAUAAUGUAUGCAUUUUUACUACUUUGGGUACUGUAUGUCAUACUUAGUUAUUACUGUCUCAUAAGUAUAAUCAGAACUUUGUGUUAAAAGUUGUGUCCUGAGGACACUUUUGAAAGAAUUGAAAACUAAUAAUAGUGGUUAACUAUAAAUUAGGAAGAUCAAUGAAAACCAAGAAGCUUCUUGACCAGGACAUUAACUUUAAUUUUAACUUUAAAAUAAAUCUUAAUUACUAAAACCUAAAGACAGUUGCUGAUUAUUAAAUACCAAAUAGUUUGGCAUUUUACAUAUCAUAUAUAAAAGGGUCACAAAGAGAAUCAGAGAAGGGGUUUUUGUUUGGUUGUUUUUUGUUUGUUUUUAAUAUGUCUUUUUUUUUUUUUGUCAAGUUAGUUAACAUACAGUGUAGUCUUGGCUUCAGGAGUAGAUUUCUAUGAUUCAUCACUACAUACAACACCCAGUGCUCCUCCCAACAAGUGCCCUCCUCAAUGCCCAUCACCCAUUUUCCCACCCCCAUCAACCCUCAGUUUGUUCUCUGUAUUUAAGAGUCUCUUACAGUUUGCCUCCCUGUUUGUAUGUUAUUUUUCCUUCCCUUCCCCUAUGAUCUUCGGUUAAGUUUCUCAAAUUCCACAUAUGAGUGAAUCACAUGAUAUAUGAUCAUAUAUAUAUGAUAUAUGUCUUUAUCUGACUGACUUAUUUCACUUAGUAUAAUACCCUCCAGUCCAUCCACAUUUUUGCAAAUGGCAAGAUUUCAUUCAUUUUCAUCACUGAAUAGUAUUCCAUUGUGUAUAUAUACGAUAUCUUCUUUAUCUGUUCAUCAGUCAAUGGACAUUUGUGCUCUUUCCGUAAUUUGGCUAUAAUUGAUAGUGCUGCCAUUAACAUCGGGGUGCCUGUGCCCCUUCGAAUUAGCACUGCUGUAUCCUUGGGUAAAUUCCUAGCAGUGCUAUUGCUGGGUUGUAGGGUAAUUCUAUUUUUAAUUUUCUGAGGAACCUCUACACUGUUUUCCAGAGUGGCUGCACCAGUUUGCAUUGCAACAGGGAUUCCCUUUUUCCACAUCCUCACCAACAUCUGUUGUUGCCUGAGUUGUUCAUUUUUGCCACUCUGACUGAUAUGAGGUGGUAUCUCAAUGUAGUUUUGAUAUGUAUUUCCCUGAUGAUGAGUGAUGUUGAGCAUCUUUUCAUGUUUCUGUUGGCCAUCUGGAUGUCUUCUUUGGAAAAGUAUCUAUUCAUGUCUUCUGCCCAUUUCUUCACUGUAUCAUUUGUUUUUGGGGUGUUGAGUUUGGUAACUUCUCUAUAGAUUUUUGAUACGAACCCUUUAUCCAGUAUGUCAUUUGCAAAUAUCUUCUCCCAUUCCAUCUUUUAGUUUUGUUGAUUGUUUCCUUUGCUGUGCAGAAGCUUUUUAUCUUGAUGAGGUCCCAAUAGUUCAUUUUUGCUUUUGUUUCCCUUGCCUUUGGAGACAUGUUAAGUAAGAAGUUUCUGAGGCCAAGGUCAGAGAGGUUGCUGCCUGUUUUUGCCUGUGGGAUUUUGAUCAUUUCCUGUCUCACAUUUCAGUCUUUCAUUCAUUUUGAAUUUAUUUUUGUGUAUAGCGUAAGAAAGUUGUCUCUUUUCAUUCUUCUGCAUGUUGCUGUCCAGUUCUCUCAGCACCAUUUGCUACAGACUGUCUUUUUUCCAUUGGAUACUCUUUCCUGCUUUGUUGAAGAUUAAUUGGCCAUACAUUUGUGGGUCCAUUUAUGGCUUCUCUAUUCUAUUCCAUUGGUCUUUGUGUCUGUUUUUGUGCCAAUACAAUACUGUCUUGAUGAUCACAGCUUUGUGAUACAGGCUACAGUCCAGGAUUGUGAUGCCUCCAGCUUUGGUUUUCUUUUUCAACAUUACUUUGGCUAUUCGGGGUCUUUUCUGGUUCCAUACAAAUUUUUAGGAUUGUUUGUUCUAGCUCUGUGAAGAGUGCUGGUGCUAUUUUGAUUGGGAUUGCAUUAAAUGUGUAGAAUGCUUUGGGUAGUAUCAACAUUUUAAUAGUAUUUGUUUUUCUAAGAGCAUGGAGUGUUUUUCCAUUUUUUUGUGUCUUCAGUUUCUUUCAUAAGAUUCUCUAGUUUUCAGCGUACAGAUCUCUUACCUCUUUGGUUGGGUUUAUUCCUAGGUAUUUUAUGGUUCUUGGUGCAAUUGUUAAUGGGAUAAAUUCCUUGGUAUGUCUUUCUGUUGCUUCAUUAGUGGUGUAUAGAAAUGCAACCAAUUUCUGUACAUUGAUUUUGUAUCUUGCAACUUUGCUGAAUUCAUGGAUCAGUUCUAGCAGUUUUUUGGUGGAAUCUUUUGGGUUUUUCCAUGUAGAAUAUCAUGUCAUCUGCAAAGAGUGAAAGUUUGACCUCUUUGCCAAUUUGGAUGCCUUUCAUUUUGUUUUGUUGUCUGAUUGCUGAGGCUAGGACUUCCAAUACUAUGUUAAACAACAGUGGUGAGAGUGAACAUUCCUGUCAUGUUCCCGAUCUCAGAGGGAAAGCUCUCGGUUUUUCCCCAUUGAGUAUGAUAUUAGCUGUGGACCUUUCAUGUAUGGCUUUUAUGAUGUUAAGGUAUGUUCCUUCUAUCCCAACUUUCUUGAGAGUUUUUAUUAAGAAAGGGUGCUAAAUUUUGUCAAGUGCUUUUUAUGCAUCUAUUGACAGGGUCAUAUGCUUCUUAUCCUUUCUUCCCUUAAUGUGAUGUAUCAUGUUGAUUGAUAUGCAAACAUUGAACCAGCCCUACAGCCCAGGAAUGAAUCCCACUUGACAUGGUGAAUAAUUCUUUUAACAUACUGUUAAAUUCGAUUUGCUAGUAUCUUGUUGAAAAUUUUUGCAUCUGUGUUCAUCAGGGAUAUUGGCCUGUAAUUCUCCAUUUUAGUGGGGUCUUUGUCUGGUUUGGGAAUCAAGGUAAUGCUGGCUUCAUAGAAUGAGUCUGUAAGCUUUCCUUCUGUUUCUAUUUUGAGAAGUCUGGGUAGGGGGUUGUUAAUUUUGUUUAUUCUUUCAAAAAACCAGCUCUUAGAUUCAUUGAUCUGUUAUGCUGUUUGUUUGUUUUGUUUGUUUGUUUGUUUGGAUUCUAUACUGUUUAUUUCUGCUCUAAUCUUUAUUUUUCUCUUCUGCUGACUUUGGGCUUUCUUUGCUGCUGCCUUUCUUCUUCCUUUAGAUAUGAGGUUAUGUUUUGGGACCUUUCUUGCUUCUUGAGAUAGGCCUGAAUUACAAUGUAUUUUCCUCUUAGGACUACCUUUGCUGCAUCCCAUAGGGUUUGGACUGUCAUGUUUUAAUUUUCAUUUGCUUCCAUAAAUUUUUUAAUUUCUUCUUAUAUUUCCUAGUUGACCCAUUCAUUCUUUAGUAGGAUGUUCUUUAACCUCCAUGCAUUUGUGGGCUUUCCAAUUUUUUUCUUCUGAUUGAUUUCAAGUUUCAUAGAGUUGUGAUCUGAAAAUAUGCAUGGUAUGAUCUCAUUCCUUUUACAUUUGCUGAGGACUGUUUUGUGACCCAGUAUGUGAUCUGUUUUGGAGAAUGUUCCAUGUGCAUGCAAGAAGAAUAUGUAUUCUGCUGCUUUUGGAUGAAAAGUUCUGAAUAUAUCUGUUAAGUCCAUCCUGUCCAAUGUGUCAUUCAGAGACAUUUCCUUAUUGAUUUUCUACCUAGAUGAUCUGUCCAUAGUUGUAAGUGGAGUAUUAAACCCCCUAAAAUCACAGUAUUAUUAUCUAUACAUUUAUUUGUUUGUGAUUAAUUGAUUUAUAUAUUUGGGUGUUUCACGUUGGAGUCAUAAACAUUUAUAAUUUUUCGCUCUUCUUGAUGGAUAGACCCCAUAAUUAUGAUAUAAUGCCCUUCUCCAUCUCUUGUUAAAACCUUUAGUUUAAAAUCUAGUUUGAUGUAAGUAUGGUAUUCCAGCUUUCUUUUGGUUUCCAGAAGCAUGAUAGAUGGUUCUCCAUUCCCUCACUUUCAAUCUGAAAGGGUUCUCAGGUCUAAAAUGAAUCUCUUGUAAACAGCAUAUAGAUGGAACUUGGGUUUUUUAUCCAUUCUGAUACCCUAUGUCUAUUGAUUGGGGCAUUUAAUCCAUUUAUAUUCAGAGUGAUUAUUGAAAGAUAUGGAUUUAGUGUCAUUGUGUUAUCUGUAGGUUUCGUGCCUAUGGUGGUGACUCUGGUCCUUUGUAGUCUUUGCUGCCCUCUACUCACAGAGUCCCCCUUAGAAUCUCCUGCAGGGCUGGUUUAGUGGUCAUGAACUCCUUUAGUUUUUGUUUGGGAAAGCCUUUAUCUCUCCUCCUAUUCUUAAUGACAGCCUUGCUGGAUAAAGGAUUCUUGGCUGCAUAUUUUUCCUAUUCAGCACAUUGAAUAUUUCCUGUCUCUCCCUUCUGUCCUGCCAAGUUUCAGUGGACAGAUCUCCUACCACCCUUCUGAGUCUACUCUUGUAGGUUAAGGCCCAUUUGUCCCUAGCUGCUUUCAGAAUUCUCUCUUUAUCUUUGUAUUUUGCCACUUUUACUAUGAUAUAUCAUGGUGUUGACCUGUUUUUGUUGAUUUUGAAGGGAGUUCUCUGUGCCUCUUGGACUUGGAUUCCUGUUUCCUUCCCCAGAUUAGGGAAGUUCUCAGCUCUAAUUUGUUCAAAUAAACCUUCUGCAGCUUUCUCUCUCUUCUUCUUUUUUCUGGAACUCCUGUGAUAACCAAUAUUAUUUCAUUUCAUUGAAUCACUUAGACCCUUGUGGUCUAGUAAUUUCCUUUCCCUCUUUGUUUCAGCUUCAUCAUUUUCCAUAAUUUUAUCAUGUAUUUCACCUAGUCUCUCCUCUGCUUCUUUCAUCCUCACUGUCACUGCAUCUAGUUUAUUUUGCAUCUCAUUUAUAGCAUUUCUUAAUUCAUCAUGACUGUUUGCUAGGUCUUUGAUCUCUACAGCAAUAUAUUCUCUGCGUCUUCUAUGCUUUUUUUCAAUCCCAGCUAUUAGUCUUAUGACUGUUAUUCUAAAUUCUUGUUCAGAUAUAUUGUUUAUAUCUGUUUUGAGCAAUUCUCUGGCUGUCAUUUCUUCCUGGAAUUUCUUUUGAGGAGAAUUCUUCUAUUUCAUCAUUUUGCCUAGGUUUCUGUCUUUGAUGUGUUUUAAUAGCUUGUUAUGUGUCCUGCACCUGCAAAAACUACUAUAUUAAAAAGGGGUCAUACACUGUCUAGGGCCUGGCACUUCAGGAAGUGAUUUUGGAGUGUGUUGUGUGUACUCUGUUCUUGUGUAUUUGGCUGCUCUAUCCACUGGUCAGUCUUCUACAAAGCUCCUCCUUACUUGUGGUGGUGAAUUAUUUAUACCUUCCACCAGGUGUACUUUCAUUUGUUCAUUGAAGUAACCCCAGAAGAAAGGAAAGGGCAGUGGACCUGAUCCCAAAGAAAGAGGAAAAUGAAAGGGAUGAAAAAAAGACCAAGCAAAGAAUCAAAGAAACUAUAAGGCUUAAUCCAGAGAGAGAGAAAGGAAAACAAAGAAGAAAAUAUAGAAAAGGUAUAAAAAGAAUAGAGUAAAAAUGCCUGAUUAAACAGAGAACGAAAGGAAAUUAAUAUAUAUAUAUAUAUAUAAAUGUAUAUAUUAAUACAUAUAUACAUAAUAAGAAUUGACCAAAAAUCAAAUCAGAAACUUUUUUUCCAAAGGAAAAAAAAGAAGAAGGUAGAAAAAUAAAAGAGAAGGAAAGAAAAGAGAAGAGAGAGGAAGAAAAAAAAGAGCAACAGACUAAUAUACAAAACCACAGGACAGUUGUCUGUUUGUGCCUGGGACCUGUGGCUGUGCUGGUCUGGAGGAGAGGCCCUCUGGUUCUUAUAGUGUCAGUCCUGCUCUAGUAGAUAAGCAGUUGCCAGGCAUGGAGGGGCAGGGUUUGGUGUAAGUAGGUCCCACCUCCACUGGGGGCUGCUAUCUUGUUUGCGGACUCUCCACCAUGUUGGUGAUGGGGAGAUAUAUGGGGACAUCUCAGUCUCUUCUCCCUGGACCAAGUGUCUCAGACUAUGCUGUUCAGGCAGCCUUUACAGAGUAGCACAAGCAGUCAGCUUGCCUUGCUCCACAGUCUCCCACGCCUCCUAGGCACUGAGCUAGAAUUCAAAACCUGACGUCUUAAAGGAUCCUGAACCACAUGGACCCAGUUCUGGGGUAGCACCACUCUACCCUGCUGAUAUGGCUGGCACCUGUAGGGUCUUUUAUCCUUGGGAAGCAAUAUACCCUUUACCCACAGUACUCAAGGAAGGGGACUAUUCUCUUCCAGUGCGCCCCUGAGAUCACCAUGAGCCCCAGGGCUGGCUCCCCUCCCCACCAGGUGUGUGCCUACCACCACCCCCAGUUUGGAGAAAAUCACUUUUUUGAAAACUCUGAUCUUUAGUGGGCACCUGGGUGGCUCAGUUAGUUAAGUGUCUGACUUCGGUUCAAGUCAUGAUCUCACAUUUUGUGAGUUCAAACCCUACAUUGGGCUGUCAGUGCAGAGCCUGCUUCAGAUCCUCUGUCCCCUUCUCUCUUUUCCCCUCCCCCACUCGUUCUUUCUCUGUCUCUCUCUCUUUCUCUCUCCAAAAUAAAUAAGCAUUUAAAAAAUGAAAGAAAGGAAAGGAAAGAAAAAAAGAGAAGGGAAAAGAAAAAAGAAAAGACUCCGAUCUUCCACUGCUAAGGCUGUUUACAAAGUAGAGACUGGCACUCUCCAUAUUUCUCAUUCCCCAGUCCAUGGUCCAGAGAGGUUUUUCUCUGAUCUUAACAAAAUACCACAAUCUACAGCUUUUCUUUCUCUCCCUUUUGUCUCUCUACAGAAGGGGAUCCCUCCCCUCUGUGCCCAUGAUAUUUUACCUCUCCCAGUUUGCAUACAUGUACCUCUGUCCCACCAAGCUGUCUCCAUCCGCCUGUGGAGAUUUUUCUGUCACUCCACAAAUGGAUUUCCUGGGUUUGGAACACUCAGUAUUCUGAUCUCAAUACAGCUGUGUUUGAGGGACGAGGGAAAUCCCAGUCCCCGUACUUCUCCGCCAUCUUAAUUCCUCAGUCUAAUGUUUCUUUUUUUUUUAUUUUGGAGACAGAGCAACAGAGGAAGGAUAGACAGAGAUGAGAGAAAGAAUCACAAGCAGGCUCCGCACUAGCAGUGCAGAGCCAGAUGCAGAACUCAACUUACAAACCAUGAGAUCAUGACCUGAGCCUAAAUCAAGAGUUGGACGCUCAACUGACUGAGUCACCCAGAGAAGGGGUUUUAUAAAGACAUCUUUUAUAAAUAACUUUGAAAAUUCCAAAGCAAAAUUUCAAAAGUAGUCAACCAUACAGAUGUCUACACAUCAUAAUGUUAAGGCAUAACAUUCCAAAAGCUGGUGAGCACAGAACAGUGCAUAAGACUUCAACAUAAGAGGUACAUGAUGUAUUUCUUAGCUACCAAUACUUCUGUUUCUGGACACUGGAGUGAUAAAAAUUGGAGUCCACUCCAAUGGCAUACUUCCUUGUCCAAGGAUUAGUUUCCAGUUACAGAUUAAUAUAUGGGAAGCAAAGAUUAAGCAGGAAAUGUCCCGCAUCACUUAUUUUUAUCAAGUAAACUGAGUUUAGAGCUUACUACUCAAAAAUACAAUCCAUGGACCAACGGCAUCAACAUCACCUGGCAGCUUGUUAAAAUGCAGGACCUCAGUCCCUAUCCCAAACCUACUCAAUUAGAAUGGGUAUUUUAAGGAGAUUCCCAAGUGUUUCACAUUUGAGAAGUCAGUCUUAAAAUGGUUCUUCUGGGAUGGUUUUAUGCCCAAGAAUAUGGAAGACCCUGCCAGGCUUUGUUAGUGUCUGCUGCAUUCCAUUCCCAGGUUGGGGAGCAUGCAAAUCCUAAGGGUAUGCAACAGCUUCACCCUAAAUGGACCAACAUCUUGGCUUAUGCUCAAGAAGUCUGUAUCUAAGAAGGUUAGAUCCCCCCUUCUUCAGUCACUGCCAAGGAAUAAAUGCAAGGGAAACCAGAAUCUCACAAACCCCCUCUACCUUCAGCUGACAUUCUUUAUUUAACAGGCAUUACUCCAAGAGGACUUGUUAAUAAAUUUUGGGUUUGAAUGGUGGGUUUUUUUCCCAACCAUUUCUCACAAUUGACUAUGGCAAUAUUUUUUAAUUAUAAUGUAAAGGAUUUAAUGUGGAAGUAAAUUUUAAUAAUGUGAAAAUGUUCUGUAUUAUCUAGAUAUCUCCCAGAAAACUCUAACUUCUAAAAAAUAUAUAUAGCAAUUAUGAACAACUUUUCAAAAGGCCUUCAUAUCUUUUGGUGGACUUUCUACACCAUAUGCUGUGCUUCUCCUGUUUAUCUCUGAUUAUGGUAUCUUUUCACCCAUGAGAUCUUUUCAUAUUAAUAAAGAUAGCAAACCACCUGGCAUUGGAAUUUGCACAGAAUUUAUGAAGAAAGUCAAGAUACAGUAAAUCUAUCGAGGCAAACAAGUCAGGUUCUUGGGCUGAAGUUCAAAUCUCCUUAACAUACAAGCUGUCAUUUUUACAAAUCCAUGAAAAAUGAGUGAGGAAUUUGGCCCUUGAAUAAUUUGGUCAUGCCAUGUAAAGCUCUUUACAUUUUCUUUUUUUGUUAAAAAAAAAAAAGUGAAGAAAUACAUUUAAAUUACUUAUAUUCCCACUAGCAAGUAGUUAUUUUCGGUUGGUCCAAAUGCAUGCAUUGUUUGUAUUUGCCUUAACAGUCAACAUAGCCUUCUGUAUUUUGCCUCUUUUACUUAAUAUUAUAUAGGAAACAUUUUCCCAUGACUCUACACUGCCUUCAAAUGAGCAUUUUAAUGACUUCAUAAAAGUCCAUCCUAAUGAGAUAUAUUCUGUUUACCCAUUAUUUUAUUGUUAGACCUUUAGGUUGUUUCUAACUUCUUGAAUAGUCUCAGCCUAUAUAUUUUUACAUAAACUACAAGGAAAUGUAGGCAAUCUACUAAUGACUUGACAGAAAUCAAUUGAGAUAACAAGUCUUCUAUAUAAAUGUGCCAAUAAACUUAAUUCAAACAUACGCUCCAAAAAUGCCCAAAUGGCCAAUCACAAAAUGUAAAAAUAAAUGCAAAGAACUUUUUAUAUACUCCAUAUGAUUAUAAAAAAUAACCUAUAAUUUAAUCUUUGUUGCAAACUUUUUCUAUGCCCCCAAAAAACAAUUCUAAUCUAGUAAAUGCUAACAGCAUAUAGUUUAACUGAAAGUAUGACUAGACACAUAAGGCCAACUUAAACAGAUGUCAUAAUCAAAAAAAUAUUUACCCCACUUACAUGUAUUAGUUAAUAGAUGUCAAAAUGGCCAGCUUGACAGGAAGAGAAGAAUGGGGCCACUUCAGUUAUAGAUUUCAUUGAAUCUCCCCAGAAGUUCCAUUUUUAUUGGCCUCAUAUUCAGUCCAAAGGUGUUGCAUAAGCCCCUUCCUGGCAAGCAGGAAUACAUCAUCAAUUUCUUUGACAGUUUUGAAAGUCUACUAUUCAAAUUGCUCUUUCACCAUCCCAGUCUCCAUGGAAGGUUCCAAUAUGUUAACAUAAUUCCAGACUCACUAUUCUCAAAUGUGCUGGCAUCUGAGCAGCUCUCUGUGAAGGAGUCUUCUUGAGUGGCCAGAUCUGUUUAAAAAGUUUUGGAGGUGACUCCAACAUUAUAUUUCUCUUACACACGUACAUACCAUUCAUACAGAGUGUCCUUGGCAACUACUCAAUUUUUAAAAGGUUUUUUAAACUCCAAAACGACAUGAUGGGUUAUAAUAAUAAUGCCAAGUAAAUAUUUAUUGAGUGCCUGUGUCACACUAGGUGCUGUUCUAAGCACUUUAUUAACUUAUUCAGUCCUCACAAUAAUCCUAAGAGGAAGGGACUAUAUUAUUUCUGCUGCUUUACUAAAGACGAAAUUCAGAAACAGAGGUCAAGCCACUUGCUCCAUGUAGGAGGAGGCAGGAAGAAAGCCAUGGUAUGGUGAAGUCAGGAUUCAAAUCCAGGCAUUCUGGCUUGUGACUCUAACCUCUUAAUCACUGCAGCUACUGUCUUACCGUUUGAUCACUUGAGGGUCUUCUGUGUUGGUCUUCCAUUUUUUCAUUUCCUCUUGAGUAGAGUAAGAUAUUGGUGGAUGCAUAACCCUGUAGACCUCAAGCAAUUGAUGAUCUUUUGGUUGCUCUGCCUCUCAGUGGGUAGGUAUCAUAGUCUGCCAAUCAGAUGGAACUCUUUUUGUAAAUGGCUAGCAUAAUAUAUGGGGAUUUUUCUUAGAAAAUGUUCAGUAUUAAAGUGAAGGAAAAUAGGUGUGCAACUAAAAUUAUAUGUAAGGUAAUUUUGAAUUUUCUAUCUGAAAGAAUAAUAGAUAAUUCCUUUAUGUUUUAUACUGGAAAAUUAAAGCUGAGAGUUCAAUUCACUUUCCCCAAAAUUAUCUAGCUAAAACUCGGAGAUGCUAAAAUAUAAAAUAAAUGACAAUUAUGGACAAUAUUCACUCAGUGGCAUGUCUAGAACAAGAGACAAGGCCCUUCUCAAACACCUCUCUUCUCAUACGUAACUAACAGCUACUUCUUCAUCAGUGACCACCCUCAGCCCACUUUAAUGAUCCUGCCCCCAAUUUAAAAAAAAAAAAAAAAGCAAAACCAGUAAUUGAAUUUCCCUAGCUUUUUUUACAACCUCCAAUUCAAAACUGGACCCCGUGGUUUUCAAUCCUGUCUAUAACCAUACAAUACAGGCCUAAAUCCUAUAAGAAGCUCUAAAAACUCUACAGAGUCAACCUACAAUUCCUCUGGAGUGCAUUCCCUCGGCUGCAGUAAGUGAAAUAAAUCUAACUUGGACUACAGGUUUUUUUCCUAUGCUCUUUGGUUGAUGGGCUGUAACAGUUGUCUAGACCAUCUGACUAGAUGAAAGGUGGUGCUAAGGUACACUGAAGAGUAAUAUUUGGGAGAAAACUGACAAUUCCAUUUUGAAUAUAUUGAGUAUAGAGUAAUUUGAGAAGUUCAGGCAGUGUUAAAGAAGCAUUGGUCUGUAAGGGUCUGUAGAGAACAAAGAGAAGCAUGAAUAUAAGAAGUCAUCAACAUAUAGAUGGAAAUUAAAGCUAGGACAUGGAUGAGACUACUCAGUGCAAACAGCACAGGGAGAAAAAUAUGGGGAAGCUAGGACUGAGUUUUAAUGACCCCAGUAUGAAGAUUCUAUAAAGAAUGAGCAACAAAGGAGGCUAAGAAAGCAUAUUCAGAGAUAAAUCAGACGAAGAAUAUAUCAUCACAUGAACCACAGAAGAUAUUUCAGGACCUAUGGAGUGACCAAUGGCUGAAUUUUGAGAGAUCAAGUAAAAAGAGAAUGGAAAAAUUCCCUUUGGAGUUCAUUGAUAUUUUUUGUGAGAGAUUUUUCAUCAUUUUGAUAGGAGGAGAAGCCAGAUUAAAUGAAUGAGGAGUGGGGCGCCUGGGUGGCGCAGUCGGUUAAGCGUCUGACUUCAGCUCAGGUCACGAUCUCGCGGUCCGUGAGUCCGAGCCCCGCGUCGGGCUCUGGGCUGAUGGCUCAGAGCCUGGAGCCUGUUUCUGAUUCUGUGUCUCCCUCUCUCUCUGCCCCUCCCCCGUUCAUGCUCUGUCUCUCUCUGUCUCAAAAAUGAAUAAACGUUAAAAAUUUUUUUUUUUAAAUGAAUGAGGAGUGUGAGGUAAGCAAAGUGAAAAAAGAAAGGUCUUCCCGAAGUAGGGGCAGUGUGGUAGUGCUAUAUAUAGUAGUUAAAAGAAUGGAUUCUAGAGAGAGACUGAGUUCAAAUUCUAGUUGUGUCCCUCACUAGCUGUGACCUUGGUUAGGGUGCUUAACUGAUUUGUGCCUCAUUUUUUUCCAUCUGUCAACUGGGGGAAAAACAGUAACUGACCACUUGGGGUUGUGAGAAGGAAUAGAUCAAUUAAUAGAGAUCUUUAUAAAUAGUACCCUUUCAAUAAGGAUUAGCAAUAAUUAUUUCAAAAACAUGAGACAGCAUGACUCCAUAGGGGCCUGAAAGUAGAUCAAUGUGAAUGGUGAGUAUGGAGAUAAGACCAAAGAGGGUGACAGGAUCCUAGAUAUAGAAGACCUUGAAUGCCAGGCUAAAGAGGUACAUUUCCUCUCACGGCAUAAGGAUUCAUUGAGGGAGUUUAAGAAGAGAGUGAUAUGAUGAUAUUUCUAUUUUAGAAAAACCACUCUAGUUAUAGACUAGAGGAUAGAUUGAAGUAGAAUCAGGCUAAAGGCUGGGACAGCAGUUAGGAGCCCAUUUCAGAAACCUAAAUGAAAACCGAUAAUGCCUGAAUUAAGGCAGAAAGUAGAAAUGGAAUAGAAAAUAAUAGUAAUUCAAUGAGGUAAAAUUAUCAUGACUUGGUUACUCAUUGUGUAUUUUAGGUGAGGGAGAGAAUGAAGUCUAGGAUACUCACCCUUUACCUCCCCCCAGAUUUCUAGUUUGGGUGGCUAGCUGAGUAGUACAGCCAUUUACUAGGGAAGAAAGUCUAGGGUUGCCUGAGAAUUAAGAUGAUUAUUAUUCAAUUCCGGGUAUGCUAUGUCUGUGCAACACCCAAAGGAUACAUAUAGCCAAUAUACAAUCUAGAACCCAUAGGAAAGUUAGAGCUCAAGAUCCAUACAUGGUUGUCUAAGUUGAGCAUUCCAGUGGUUACUGAGGAAGAAUAUCUAGAGAGAGAAGAGUACUGGUGGGGAAAAAUUUAUUCAGAGAAUUUAUCUAGGAAAAUAACAUCAAGUGACAAUAGAUAAAUGUUAAUAAGCUUAGGGGAAGGUAGUAUAUGGUGAAAAAGAUGGCAUAGGGUAGUUGGUUUUCUCUAAAGAAGGAUUUCCAGAAGGCCUCAAUAGAAAACGACAGCAAUGGUGGGAGAAUGAGUGGGAAGGAGGAAGAACACAGCAGUAUAGAUGUAAGAGCAUGAUGGGACUAGCUGAUUGGAGGUACAUGUGUCUUGUCCAGGUGACAAGGUGAAGGCAUGUAGUUCCAAGUUUUUGGCAAUUCAAACCAAGGCCAAAAGAGGCCUCUGAUGGUGACUUUCUGUGUAUGCUAAUUACCUCAUGUCAAGUGAGCUGUACUCACAUUUCACGACCCAUCUCAAAUGUCACUUUCUUUGGCGCUCUUCCCCCAAGUGACUUUAGCAGGCUUAAUUUUUCCUUCCUCUAAGUUUCCACAGUAUAUUAGCAUACCUGUAUCAUUGUAAAUAAAACAUCCCCACUCUACAGUGGAAUUCAAAGACAUGUAAAUGAUUUCCCCAAGGUGACCCAGGUUUCCUGACCCCCAAGAUCAGUACUGUUUCAUUAUAUUCCUGCUCCCUUUCUCCAGGGACAGGGAGGAAUCUCAUGACUAUAAACUUUAGCCACUACAAGGGUUUAUUCAUUUAGUUAAGAAGUGUAUAAAGGCUGUGUUGGAUAAAUAAGGUUUGCUUUAGAUCCUAUGUUCUGAUUGCCCAGUAGAGGUCUUAUGCCAGGAUAACCCAAUGCAGACCGGAAUCUGACAGAUUUGGAUACUGGCUUGUCAUUCUAACUCAAAGGCAAGACCCUGGUUAUGAGAAUAUAAUGGAUAUAGGCAGGAUGUUAAAAAAAAAAAACAAAACAAAAAACAAAAAACAGUAGGAGAAUGAUUAGACUCAAAAAAAAUUUUUUUAAUAAGUAAAUACCAUUGGGCCUUGAAUUAGAAAGCCUGUUCUGUUCUUGGUUUUGGCACAAGGUAUAUGACCCUGUGCAAGUCACUUCACCUCUCCAUGUCUGUUCCCUUAUUUAUGUUAUGAGUUAGAGUUGAUGAUUGCUAAGAUAUCUUUUAAGUGGCCCUGUCACCAUAGUCACGACUAGGUGACUGGGUGGACUGGGUGGACUGCCCCAGCCUGCUGGCAGAGCUGGCAGAAACCCCAGUAAACAACAUCACGGAUCAUUCCAGGACAAGCUGUGCUGUGAAGCAGGUCUGCCAGUAGCCUGGCUUUCCCUGGUGAGCUGCACUCAACAGCAGAGCCUACUCAGUCUUAAAAGGACUAGGACAGUUACCCUACCUUUGAUUUUCUGUGGGAUCCCUUAGGGAGAUCUCAGUAUCUGCAGGAACAUUAGAUUAUCAAUUACCUCAUAGGGAGGACAUGAGAUGAGCAGGAGUGAAGACACAGAGACUUUGCAGAGUAGACUUCAAUGCCCUUUGCCAACCUUUUACAUUUCCUACAAAUCACCCACAAUGCUUCUCCUGCCCUUCUUCCCACAGUCUCAUUUAAAGAGAUCCUUUCUAGGGGUGUCUGGGUGGUUCAGUCAGUUGGGUAUCUGACUUUGGCUCAGGUCAUGAUCUCACAGCUUGUGAGCUCAAGCCUCGCAUCAGGCUCUGUGCUGACAGCUCAGAGCCUGGAAGCUGUGUCUUCCACUCUUUCUCUCUGCCCCUCCCCCGCUCACUCUCUGUCUCUCUCUGUCUCUCAAAAAUGAAUAAACAUUAAAAAAAAUUUUAAAGAGAUCUGUUCUAGGGGCGCCUGGGUGGCUCAUUUAGUAAACAACUGACUUCAGCUCAGGUCAUGAUCUCGUGAGUUCUCGUGAUCUUCAUGGGUUCGAGCCCCAUGUCCGGCUCCAUGCUGACAGCUCAGAGCCUGGAGCCUGCUUUGGAUUCUGUGUCUCCUCCUCUCUCUGCCUCUCCCCUGCUUGUGCUCUGUCUCUAAAAUAAAUAAAGAUUAAAAAAUUUAAAAAAAUAGAGAUUAUUUUCUAAAAUAAAAAUAAUAAAAAAUAAAGAGAUCCUUUCUUUUUCUAAGGGUAGUUCUUUUCUCUGUGCCCAUAAAUCCAGACCCACUGUUCUACUCCAGAACAAGGGCAAAUACCUAAAACAAUAAAAUAUAUGUUUGAGAAGAGGAAAACAAGGACAACUACCACUAGACUCUGUGUCUUGUAUCAAUAUCAUCACCCUCCCCUUCCUUGCCUUUAUAUUACAAAGUUUGAGGUUAAGAUCCUUGUUGAUGGGAAGCCACAACUCCAUGUCUCCACGUUAUGCCUUCAUUUAUUACCAACUCACAGCAGCCAGAGGCCUCUCCACCAUCCCAGCAACUGGCCAGUGCCUAGCUGGCAUCCAUAUCAUCAGAUCCAAAGGACUCUUUUUUUUUUUUUGACAUUUAUUUAUCUUUGAGAGACAGAGACAGAGCACAAGCGGGAGGGGCAGAGAGAGAAGGAGACACAGAAUCUGAAGCAGGCUCUAAGUUCUGACCAAACUGUCAGCACAGAGCCAGACACAGGGCUCAAACCCACGAACCGUGAGAUCGUGACCUGAGCCAGAGUCAGUUGCCCAACUGACUAAGCCACCAAGUUACCCCAUCAAAGGAUUCUUUCUUGAUCAUGCUAUGGUAUCUGCCAUUGUGGAAAACUACCACCUUUAUUUAAACUUUCUUAAACUACAGAUGCCAUUCAACCUGACAUUUUUUUUUUUUUUUACUUAUCACCCCAUAUCUUCAGCCGAAGGGGUGAGACUGGGCAGCCAUAUUUUAUAUCAAAGACCACAGGUGAUAGGAGUGGAAGUACACACCUGGUCAAGGCAGCUUAGAUCCCUGAUGUGACCUGGCUUAAAAAGAAGAGUCAGACCUAUCAGAUUCUCUUUUUCUCAGGAAUGUGAAAUAAAAAACACUUUGGCAUUUUGGCAUAGGAGCUAAUAGGUCAUGAUGUAUAAAGAGAUUCUGGAGGCAAUGUUUGACCACGUGAGGCCAAAAUUAUAAGAGUUAGAAACUAUGAAUGAGCAGAGGAAAAGAUCCUGAGAGAGAAGAGAUAAAGCCAAUACAGAGAGUAAUGAGCUGUAAGAUUCAGGGAGGUGGAGGGAACUUCUGACCUCCAAGACCUUCCUUCCUAGAAACCAACAGCUUCUCUAGAGUUUUCUCCUUCCACUAUUUAUUCUCUCCCCCAUUCUUUGAAGACUAUUCUCUAUUUGUUCUUUAAGUAUUAGGGGUUUUUUGUUGUUGUUGUUGUUGUUUUCCCUUUGAGGACUCUGACCUUGGACCUUUUUCAAUCUACACACUUUCAAAGAAACAUGGUUAUGGCUUCCAAAACUGCUUGUAUCUGAUGAUGCUCACUCAGAUCUUAAUUUCUAGGCUAGCUCUCUCUCCUGAAUCUCUCUCCUGAGCUUUUGGCCACGUUUACCCAACUGCCUAAUGGACAUUGCCGUUCCCCACCUCAAAAUCAACAUGUCUAAAAUUAAAACUUUCCUGUCAAACCCACUUUUCCUCUGAUACUGCUUUUCAGUGAAGGAAACUUGCAGCUGAAAACCAAAAUCACCCUAGACUUCUCUCUCCUUCCAAUCCAUUUGGACAUUAAGUCAUUUUCAUGCAUCCUCUUCUACUUCUCUACACUGCUUCUCCUCUCCAGUCCUGCUGCUACUAAGUUCAGGGCCUCAUAACUGCCCUCCUGGUUUUCUUGGUGUUUAAACUCCUAUCCCUGCCUGUAACUCUUCUGUGGCCUUCCCAUUGUAUUAAAGGAAAAUCCAAACUCUUUAGCAUGGCAUCAAAAUCUUCCAUGAUGCUUUUCCUGGUUACUUCAUCAAUAUAAUAUUCUGCCAAACUCCAUUCAACCACAGUUUCAAGGUAUCCGGACUUUUUGUGACUCCAACAACAUCUCAAGUGUUGCCUCUGUCUGGACUCCUCUCACCGAUCCCUCUUCCAGGAAGGCUAACAUCCCUUUCUCUUCCAGUCAACACUUUUCCUAAGUCAUCCUUCAAUAUUUAUGAUCCUGCCUCCACAUAUAAAUCACUAUCUUUUUUUAUUAUGUCCCAGCUAUACUCUGACCAGAUGUAUAUGACUUUAUGACAUUUACUUUUAAAAUGUUUGUAUUCCUCUACUUAAUCUGGAGGGGCAGAAAAUAUAUCAUUUUUACUGUUUGUCCUAUGCCUAGCAGUGAACAUGUUCAGAAGAUGCUGUGGAGGAAAGGGAGGAAAUGAAUACACUGAUCCUCCAUGGGAUAAAACUGGCCUAUCCUCUGACAGAAAAGACUAAUGCCAGGUUUCCUCAGAGAAUAAUGUGUGUGUCAAUUCCUGUGGGAAACAUUUGCUGAUAUUCUGCCCACACCUCCACCGCCACCCAAGUGAAGGUGUCAAGAACAUGAUAUAAAUCUAAAUACUUCACCACCGAACUUGUGAGAGACCUGAGAGAGCAGAAGCCAUUCUAGACGCCACGUGCCUUGACUGACAAAUAGACCAAGCCGAAGUGGUUUAGAGAUCACAUCAUGUGACAUAGAUCUGCUUUGUUUCAAUAAAUAAACCUAGAACUGUUAAAAUAUGGCCGAUUACACAUUGAGAUGAGGGUGAAAUAAAGAGAAUGGAAUAUUUUCUGAGGUCAUAACAUUCAGUAUUAUUUCUACAAUUUCACUAUAAUUAACGGGCCCAGGAGCAAAUCCUUCUGCUGAUCAGGUUUGAGUUGCUCUUUUACGGUGACAAAUGAAGCACACCAAGAAAGUAAAAUUUGACAUUCCCUUCAUGGCUUCUUAGAACAAUGCAUGUUGGAAUGAAGCAGAAAAUAGUGGAGUUUAAAGACAAAUUAAAAAAAGAAAAAGAGAAACAGUGACUGAAUCCAUCAAGACAAGAUUCCACUUUUGAAUGUCUAUGUGCAGUUCGGCUCUUCCAUUACCUCUGCAUAAUUUUCAGCAGGGAGCUGUUAUUCUUUAAUGCAACCCUGUAUAUAAAUUAAAGAUUCUGGCUCCCUCAAGGCAAAUAUCCUGAAUUCAUCUUUACUGAAAGAGAAAAAAAAAAUGUCAUACCUUCUUAAUCCAGAAGAUUGAAGGUCCCACACAGGAAUCAGUUCUUAAUGUCAUCUGGGAUGGAGUCAUAUUGACAACUAGCAGACAUUUUCCUCAUGGAGCAUGGGACUUCUUCUGAGCACCCAGUGGCUGAUCCAUAGAUGAGCUCAUCCUAUGCCUCUUCCAUCUGAGAUCCCUUCUGUCUCUGGGAAGGAGCCCCGCGCUCUUUACUCACACAGUACCAUCACCACUGAACCUGGGGGUACUCCUCUGAUGGUUUCCAUUUGCUGGAACGUUUGACACAGGAGUUGGUGCUUGUACAGAGAUGGAAGGGGGACAGGGUUGGCUGCUGGGGUCAUAGGAGGUGGUGAGGUGGGAGUAAUUAGCUGCCUUGAAUCUACACCUGGCUUUGUUUCUGUAUAGAACCUGUAUCAGUUGGAUCAGUGUGUCCUGAUUCUUGAGAUCUCAACCAUAUCAAAAUGUCAUUUGGCCCAAGUCCAGACUCUGUACUUUCAUUUCUAAUGUUCCACUGUAACCAUCUAUCACUGAGACCCAUCACGUUUCCUUUUGAUUACUCUAGCCCAGAAGAAAGCUAAAACAUUUUCUGGGAUCUCUUUUUCCCAGCAGGAGCUCUCUGCUUCAUUCAAGAACAGUUCUCAAACCCUAACCUAAAUGAUGGCCAACCAUUGCCAGCGUAUUUCGGAAAGUGGUUCUCCUUUCUCUGGAAUUUUUGUUUAUGUUAUUUCCUUACUUUCUGAUAUCAUUAAAAAUAUGUGUUUUGUA